AUGGCUUCCGCAAUCAACUUUUUGGCUCUGCUCGGGAUCGCCGCGUCUCUGGUGUCUCCGGCAUCCGCCUGGGAUCACUCCCUGUACACCACCAGCCCGGAGAUCCUGCCUUCACCAAAUGCAACCGGUGUAGGCUGGGAGGAUGCAUUCGCCAAGGCAAAGGACUUCCUUGCCGAGCUGUCCUUGGAGGAGAAAGUCUACUUGGUCACCGGUACCACCGGCCCGUGUGCUGGUAUGAUUGGGUCGAUUGAGAGACUCAACUUCACCGGCUUGUGUCUGCAAGAUGGUCCUGUGGGCAUUAGGCAGGCAGUCUAUGCCAACGUCUACCCUGCUGGCGUGAACGUCGCAUCUACCUGGGACCGCAACUCUUUCUACAAGCGAAGCCACUAUAUGGGCCUCGAGUUCAAGGCCAAGGGUUCUCAGAUCGCCCUGGCGCCCGUUGUCGGCCCGCUCGGCAGAGACCCAUACGGCGGCCGUAACUGGGAGGGAAUUUCGCCUGAGCCGUAUUUGAGCGGAAUCGGUGUUGCGGAGAGUGUUAUCGGUCUGCAAGAUGCUGGUGUCCAGGCCACUACGAAGCACUUCAUUGGCAACGAGCAAGAGACCCAGCGCAACCCGAGCACGGCUGAUGAUGGCACAAGAAUCGAGUCUCUGUCGUCCAACAUCGAUGACAAGACCAUGCACGAGAGCUACCUGUGGCCCUUCGCCGACGCAGUGCACGCUGGUACUGCUUCGGUCAUGUGCAGCUACAACCGCUUGAACGGUACCUACGGCUGCCAGAACUCGAAGACUUUGAAUGGCCUUCUGAAGACAGAGCUGAACUUCCAAGGCUAUGUCAUGUCUGAUUGGGGCGCGGUGCACUCGGGUGUUGCCACCAUCGAGGGCGGUUUGGAUAUGAACAUGCCCGGUGGCAUUGCCUUCACUACCCCUUCUCCUUCAUACUGGGGCGAGAACGCAACUCUUGCUGUGAACAACGGCACCAUUCCGGAGAGCAGACUGGACGACAUGGUCCUCAGAGUCCUGACCCCGUACUUCCACCUUGGCCAAGACCAGGACUUCCCCAAGGUCGACGCCUACUCCAACAUCCUCAAUGGCAAGGCUGAGUCGACAUGGGUCAACAGCUUCGAAGUUGGCACUGAGGAGGAGGUCGUUGACCUUCGCAGCGAUGAGACUGCCCAGUUCAUUCGCGAGUCUGCUGCCAACGGCACCGUUCUGCUCAAGAACACGAAUGGCGCUCUUCCCUUGAACGCUCCCAAGAACAUUGCCGUUUUCGGUAACGCGGCUAGCGAGUAUUCCGAAGGCCUUUACUCUCUCAUUGGCGGCAGCCCCUUCAAGGCGAAUGAUGCAGAGUUCGGCAACAUCCCUUCUGGUGGUGGUAGCGGAACCGGUCGCUUCCCUUACCUCGUCACUCCCCUUGAGGCCAUCAAGACCAAGGCCAAGGAGGACGGCUCUUUCCUGCAGUACAUCCUCGAAAAUGAGGCCAUCACCGGGUACGGCAUCAGCUCCCUUUUGCCCAAGCCCGACGUUUGCCUCGUCUUCAUCAAGUCCUGGGCGACCGAGGGCUUCGACCGCGAGACCAUCUACCCGUCGUACAACGGCACGGGCGUCGUGAACACGGUGGCUGCCAGCUGCAACAACACGAUCGUCGUCCACUACGGCACCGGUCCCUCUCUCUUCCCCUUCGCCUCCAACCCCAACGUCACUGCCAUCGUCGAGGCACACUUCCCCGGCCAGGAGGCGGGUAACUCGCUCGUCGACGUGCUCUACGGCGCCGUCAACCCGUCGGGCCGCCUACCCUACACCAUCCCCGUCUCCGACAGCGUCUUCCCCAAGACGCUCGUCAACUCGACCGACCUGGUCGAGACGACGGACCCGAACGCGUGGCAGGCCGACUUCACCGAGGGCAACAUGAUCGACUACAAGUACUACAUCGCCAGCAACACGACCUCCAACGUCCUCUACCCCUUCGGCUACGGCCUCUCGUACACGACCUUCGAGGUCUCGGACCUCGUCGUCGCCGCCGCCACCGACGCCGCCAUCGCCGGCACCACGCCCUCCGCCGACGCCACCAUCAUCCCCGGCGGCAACUCCGAGCUCUGGGACACCGUCUACACUGCCAACGUCACCGUCUCUAACACUGGUGACGUCGCCGGCGCCGCCGUGCCCCAGCUCUACGCCAACCUGCUCGCCGCUGGCGCUCCCGCUGGCACCCCCGCCUGGCAGCUGCGCGGCUUCGACCGCGUCGAGCUGGCGGCCGGUGAGAGCAAGACUGUCGGCUUCGAGCUCCGCCGCCGCGACGUCUCCUACUGGGACGUCGUCGCCCAGGAGUGGCGCGUGCCUACGGGCGCGAUCACGGUCGAGGUCGGCUUCAACGUGUUGGAGAGGACGCUGAGCGCGACUCUGCCUUAG
This is a messenger RNA of Lasiodiplodia theobromae, 2406 nucleotides long. RefSeq names its product Beta-glucosidase 1. Lineage: Eukaryota; Fungi; Ascomycota; Dothideomycetes; Botryosphaeriales; Botryosphaeriaceae. Gene Ontology annotation, molecular function: beta-glucosidase activity. The record is from RefSeq and is a predicted model, not a curated record. The transcript has 4 exons. Gene Ontology annotation, biological process: glucan catabolic process. The coding region runs from base 1 to 2406 and encodes 801 amino acids.